UUCUUUAAUUCGGCUUUAUUAUUUUGAAUGUUUUUCCGUUUCUAACUUUAGUAUCGCCUAGGUUUACUCUUUCUAUUUUUGAUCUAACAUUGCCUUGAAACUUUUAUAUAAAAGUGUAGUAUGACUACUACUAAUAUUGGUAUGGAUCAGGAUAAAGAAAUAAAAGCUAAGAGCGAAAGUUGUGAUGAUUCUGAAGAUGAAAGCGAAAAUUUAGAAGAAAGUCCGUGUGGCCGAUGGUUAAAAAGAAGAGAAGAGGUUCAGCAGAGAGAUAUACCAGGCGUCGAUGCUGCUUAUCUCGCAAUGGACACUGAAGAAGGAGUGGAAGUUGUCUGGAAUGAAGUGAAAUUCUCAGAAAGAAAGAAUUUUAAAUAUCAAGAGGGGAAAAUAAGGGGUGUUUUUGAUAGUCUGACCCAAUUGGAUCAUCCAAAUAUUGUUAAACUCCACAAAUAUUGGAUUGACAUGGAAUCAGAAAAACCUAGAGUAAUUUUCAUCACCGAGUACAUGUCAAGUGGCUCUCUAAAGCAAUUUUUGAAGAAGACAAAGCAUAAUGUAAUAAAGCUUCCUCUCCCGUCAUGGAAGCGUUGGUGUUCUCAAAUUCUUUCAGCUCUAAAUUAUUUGCACUCUUGUUCACCUCCUAUCAUCCAUGGAAAUUUAACAUGUGAUACUAUAUUUAUUCAGCAUAAUGGCUUGAUAAAAAUUGGUUCUGUUGCUCCUGAUGCCAUACAUCAUCACGUGAAGACAUACCGAAAGGAUUUGAAAAAUGUUCAUUUUAUAGCUCCUGAAUAUGGUAUCAAAACUCUUCCUCUUCUAAGUCAUGCUGUUGACGUUUAUUCAUUUGGGAUGUGUGCUCUGGAAAUGGCAGCUCUGGAGAUACCAGUAAAUGGUGAUAGUGGAAAUCAGGUCACAGAUGAAGUGAUAAAUAAAACAAUUGAAUCUCUUGAGAAUCCUUUACAGAAGGAUUUCAUCAGAAAGUGCCUUUCUAAAAAUCCAGCUGAUCGACCUAGUGUCCGUGAGCUGUUGUUUCAUCCAAUCAUUUUUGAAGUUCAUUCUUUAAAGCUCCUUGCUGCUCAUUCUGUCAUAAAUUUUGCUUCUUACCAGUCAGAUCAGCUCACAGAUGAAGCAUUGCGUAAUAGGUUCAAGCCUCAAGAGGAAAUCGUUGCUUUUGUGCCAUUGAAAGGGAAGAAGACUGGCCCACAAAUCAAGAUGUCUGAAAUGCAGAAGGUUGAGCUAGAAAAAUUUUUGGAUGAUGUUCGUACUGGGAUCUAUCCAUUGACCGCAUAUGCUGCUACUCAUACACCCAUUGUUCAGCGAAGGACUACGUCUCCCGAAAUGACUGAUUCUGCAAAAUCGACAUCACCAGAGGCACAAGAAGUGGAAACUCGACGAAUUGUAAAUAUUAUGUGCAACAUUAAACCCCAAGAACAAGGCCAAAACUUUGUAAUGACUAUUUUAUUAAGAAUGGAUGAUAAAAUGAAUAGACAGUUGUCAUGUGAGGUUACUCAGCAAGAUACUUCAUGUGGUCUUUCGGAAGAAUUGGUCUAUCAUGGAUUUAUUAACCGUGAGGAUAAAGAGAUGGUUUCCAAUUUGAUUGGUGACACUUUGAGCCGUAGGCAUAUUCCCGACAUGCCACAUCCUGCUUAUACUGAUAACUAUGUCGAAGUAAAACAAGAUUACUAAUAUAUUUAUCCUCUGUUCAUAUUAUAUCAUUUAUUAUGUAGUGUAAUAUACAUGUAUGAUGCAUUAAUGUGGGGUCAGAGUUAUUUCAAUAUUUUUUAAAUGCCUUAAUAUUUAUUUUGAAUUCAAAGAUUAUUAAAGUAAAUUUCCCGAAGUGAAAAAGAACUUUUUUCUUUUACUGUUAUAUCUAAUAUAUUUCAAUAUGAAUUAUUUAUUAAACUCCUAUUAUUAUUAUUUUAAUUCAUUUAUAUGCAUUUUGGCACACCUCAUUUAUAAUGAAUAGGCAUUUCUAUUAUUAAAAUAAUUGAUAAUAUGGGGAAAGGCUAAAUUUUCCAGAUCUCCUUUGGAAGUCAUAUAUAUAUAUGUGUGUGUACUAAUUUUUGGCUGUAGAAAUUUUUCUAUUGAAAGUAAACAUUUUCAUUUAAAAUAUAGAACAUUAUUACCCUAAUGUAAAUAAUUGAUUGCAAAAUUAUUACAAUUGAUAUGCAUUAAUGGUUUAUAUUUAUAUAUAUAAGAUUUUUAUUCAGGACUUUGGUAACAAAUUAUAAUGCACCCUCGAGGGAAGUUAAAAUGAUCAACAGAUCAUACAUACACCAAAGUGGUUUUUUUUUUUUUUUUGCAUCGAACCUGCUAUUGGAUAAACAUUUGAAAGACAUAAUUUUUUUACUUAUUUGUUAGAUUUUUAAAAAAUUCUUGAUUUUUCAUUUAUAUAUUGUAUUUUAUAAAAUAGUUAUUUUUUGUUCUUAUAUCUAUUAUAAAGAAUUGAUCUUAUAUUGGAAGAAUUGAUCUUUAUAUCUAUAAUAAAGAAUUGAUUAAUAAAUAAUUUUUUAAUUGGGCUUUGCUGACUUUAGAACAAACAACCUUUUGCUUUUAUUGUCCUUGGACUUUAAAUUAAUGUGAUAAAUUUUAAAAUGUAAUUAAAAAGGAAAGAAUUAUUUGUUGUUUUUAUAGUGGUUGUUUGAGCAGUAAUUGAAUAGUUUCACUUUAAAUGUAAAUAAUUUAUUUAUGUCUGUUUGGUACUUAAAAGAAAAAAAAAUUAUAAUAUUGGAUCUAUUAAAAUUUUAAACAUUUAAUAUUAUCUUUUUAUGACAUGGGUAUAAUGGUUUAGUUAAAAUAUCUCGGAAAACCUUCAGUGUGGAAUCAAAUUUUCAUCCAAAAGAAAUAUGAUAAUUCUACAGAUUUUUUCCUACUCAUUUUGUAAUUUAGCUGUAUUUUGUUUUUAAUAGGGAUCAAAAUAAGAAUGAAAUAAGCAUAUUUAAAUAAAUUAUUUCUCAAUAAUUAAAAAAAAACACCAUACUUACUUUUAUUAGUGAAUUAAUAAAUUUCAAAAGUAAAAUAUACAUUUAGAUCAUCAAACAGAAACAGCUUUCAAAAAUUCUAAACACAACAGUAAAAUUCUUUCAAGAAAAAAAUGAUUUUUACAUGAUGAAAUGAAUAAAAAUGCCAAAUAGUAGUUCAUUCAUAUAAUAUGUUGCCUUUAGAAGUCUAUUACUUGGAAUGUUUAAUAUGCAUUAUAAAUUUUAAGGAUUUUUAACUCUUUGUGAUAUUCAAGAGCUGCUGCUGAAAAAGAUAUUGCUUUCGUACUAACGCUGGAAAUUCUGAAAAGAAGGGUAGUUUAAAACAUUGCAAGUUCUUUUACAAUAUUUUUAUGUAUGUGAUUUUAUUUUUAGGUUACCAAAGAUUUAUUAAUUAUAUAUUUUGUUUUUUUAUUUGUAUACCUUUUUAUUUGUUUUCUUAAAAUUAUGUUCUAUAUUUCAGCCCAUGAAUUUUAUUGCAGUUCCCCCCCCCAUCGGCCAUUUUUUAUUCAUGUUAGCAUAUUUUGAAAAUUCCUUCUUAUAUGUUGAAAAAUAAUAAUUUUUUAAUUACUGCUAUUGUUUUUAAGCUCAUUCAUUCAAAGUUAUUUGCUUUUAAAAUAUCGGAUUAAAAAGUGAGAGGGGAAUCAAAAAAAAAAAAAAAAAAUGUUAUGAUUUGAAUUUGCUGAUAUUUGAAUCCUAAAUAAACUUUAUCUAUUAAAGCUGAAAGAAUAUUUAUUGCGGAAAAAUAAUCUGUGGAUUAUUGUCCUCUCUUUACAUGUAUAAUUCUAAAAUUUCAGUGUACUUUUUGAUAGCAACUGAAUAAAUCUUCUAUUUAUUAUUUGGGAAACUCCAUAUUUUUUGAUGCAUUAUAGUUUCUUGCAUACAAAUCAUUUGCAGCUUAUAAAGAUUUCUUGAUGAGGAUAUAUGGUACAUGCUAAUUGUUAUAACAAUUUUUAAUAAUUGCUAACUAUUUCUUAUAGUUUGCAUUAAUCAUUGACAAAAGCAUGAUGAAAUUAAUAUUUAAUUUAUAAUUAAUUACACUAAUGGAUACUAGAAUUUAUAGAAAAGUUUUAUGAUAAAAAAUAUUGACAAGUUUCAGAAUGGUGGGUCCUUUGUAUUCAGUCUAAUAUAAUUUACAAUUUUUUUUUUAUUUCAUUCAGAUGAAAUUAAAACAUUAAUUAUUAUUUGUUAACUGUUACCAAUAAAAAGCAUGCUUUAAUAGAUACAAGUCUUUUAUGAAUUAUGAGAAGAGGAAUUCCACUAUCAGGAGAAAAUUAUUUAGUGUGUCAAAUGCAGUUUAGUUAAAUUUAAUAGUUUUUUUUUAAUGCAUUUUUUGCUGUAAGUGUUUCAUUGUUCCCUUUCCAAAUGUGAUCUUAAAUUUGUAUUUUCUAUCUUAAUAUUAAAAAAAAUUAUUUUUCUGAUUGAUUAAUAUUCUAAUUUUAAAAAUUUUUUUUUAUAUUCUGAAGGAUUUUUAGCUUAUAAAGUGAAUUUGCCUUAUUUAAAAAUAGUUGUUUAAAGGGGUUUUUUUUUUUUUUUGUAAUACUAAUAGUUUUUUUUAAUUAAUAAUAGAAAUUCAAUAAGUGGUGUAUUUAUCUGAUCAAAUAUAAAAGAUUUUUAUAUACACUAAGGUCUUACUUUAUAUAUAAGUACUGGUUUAGAAUAUCAUGCAAUAUCAAACAAUUCUGAUUAAUUAUGUUCUGCUUUUUUUAACAAUCCUAUUGCAGAUAUGCAAUUAAAUAGAAAUGAAGAAUAUUAUAAGAUACAUUGGCAUAAUUUAGAUAAAUCAAAUUAAUUAAAUCUGCUUUUUGUCAUUGUGUUUGAAAGAUUGCAAAAGCAACUGUUCUUAUACUUACAACUUCUUUCUGCAGAUUUUGAGUUAUUUUAAAUUCCAUCCCUAGUAUUAUGUAUAAAAAUUCCAUAUUAUUAAAAACUUAAUUAAAAAGAGAAUAUUAACAUUUUUUUUUUUAUGUAUCAACUUUAUUGUGCGAGGUAUUUAUUCCUUUUAUCCAUUCUAAAUGUGAUCAUUCUCUGAUCAUCUUUCUAAAAAAAGAAGAAGAAAAUGAAGUAUUUCAUCAAUUUAUAAAGUUUGUCUGAUAAAAAUUAUUUAAGAAAUAAAUACUUAUAAAAUUAAAAUCUUGUGUAAACAUCACCGACAGUGAUUAAGAAAUAGGGUCUCUUGGAUGUUAUGUAAAAGCAUUUUAGGAUAUCUUAAGAAAAUGAAGCUAGUUAUUGUUUUUUAAAAAUCAGAAGAUGACUGAAAUUAAUAGUAUUUGCUCAAUUAUUAUAAGUUUAAAAAGUUUAAAAUAACUCUGUCUCCUUUUUUUUAUGUCAUUAAGAAUUAUUGAUGUUUGUUUUUGCUUUAUUUUAUAAACUAUAGGAGAAAAGUAGAACAAAAAACAGUAAUUGAAUCCCUUAACUAUGUGUUUUCUUUGUUGUCUAAUAAAAUGUCUUCUAUUUUGGGAGAUUAUUGUUUUGAUUAACUAAUAAUCCAUUGGUCACUUCAAAUGUUCCUUGAUUAAAAACUGUUUUUAAUCCAAGUAAUAAUGUAAUGUUUGUGAAUGGCUUAAUUUUAAAUUAUAUGUUUAAAAAUGUCAUAAUUCAAUGCAUGAGUGGAGCUUGAGAAUCACAGUUAGGGGUAAAUCAGAACAAGAGAUUUAAUAAUUGCAGUUUACAACAUUUCAAUUUUACUAAUAUAAAAAGCUAAUUAUAUGAUCUAUUUGUCAUAACAAUGCAUGUAUUUUGGAAAUGAAUUUUAUAUUUUCAUUAAGCAAUAGAACCAAUGUAAUAAAAUAUUUACUGAAUUCAAAAUGAUUUUUCUGGAUUAUAUUUUCUUGUAUUAUUUAUUCUGUCUAAAUAGUUUUGUAUUGAACUGAACCUUUUUGAAACCUGAUUGUUUUUAUUUCUUUUUAAGUCAUUUUGUAUAGCAAUCAAAAGUACUUUUCUGAGUUUUCACAACAUCCUUCAUGUUUGAUGUUAAAUGCAUGUAUGAAACAAAUUUUAUUGAAUCUCAUUUGUGAAACGUGAAAAGUCAUAAUGAAUUUCAGUUAUAUCUUUCAUUUUUCAAUAAAGGCCAUAAAACAGUGUUUGAUUUUAUGGAUACAACAAAUUCUUAAUUACUAAGGCCUUUAAAAAAAAUUUAUAUUUUGUAAUAACUUGCAAAAAUAUAUGGAUUGUUAAGAUGGCUAAUAGUUUUUACCCUUAUUGGUAGAUUAGUUUAUGUAUUACUUAUAAUUUAAUUAAAUAAGCAUUUCUUUGAAUACUUUCUAUAAUUAAUUUGCAGCUGCUUAGAAUUUACCUAUUUUUUUAAGAGAAUAUACAAAUUUCCUAUUAAAAAUUUUUCUUCCUCAAACUGAGAUUUAACUUUAAUCUCAUAGUAUUUUUCUAACAUCUUUAAAAUAAAGCCUAGGAUAGUUUUGGAGAGUAUGCUUACGAAAUAUUAUGCAAAAUUAAAAUUGCAUUAAGGCUUAUCUUUGUACAUUGUGAAAAAAAUCAUUAAAAUUGGGAAAAUUAGAAAAUCUACUUGUUAUGAAUGUUAUAAUAUUGCAGCAUCUAUUUGUGCUAAAAUUCAUUUCUUAACUAGUUAAUUUCCAAUUUUUUCUUUAUUAUAUUAUAAUGCUUUUCUUUUUAAAUAGUUUUCAACUUGUGAUUAUAUUGCGUUUCCUAUUUGUUUUCAUUGUGAUGUUUCAAAGUUUUUACACAAAUAUGAAUUAGUUCAUUUGUUGUGAACAAAUAUUGUUUAUUGGUAAUUUCUUUCUUUAUAGUUGAAAAUA
This is a messenger RNA of Argiope bruennichi, 6739 nucleotides long. RefSeq names its product nuclear receptor-binding protein-like. The coding region runs from base 121 to 1677 and encodes 518 amino acids. Gene Ontology annotation, molecular function: protein serine/threonine kinase activity; ATP binding. Lineage: Eukaryota; Metazoa; Arthropoda; Arachnida; Araneae; Araneidae. The transcript has a single exon. The record is from RefSeq and is a predicted model, not a curated record. Gene Ontology annotation, biological process: intracellular signal transduction; endoplasmic reticulum to Golgi vesicle-mediated transport; protein phosphorylation. Gene Ontology annotation, cellular component: cytoplasm; endomembrane system.